AAGCCCACGGAGGUGAGGCGAGCAAUAAAACGCACACCCACCAUGCAGAAAGGCAGCGAGGAGGCCAGCCGGCAACCGCCUCCGUCGCUGGCUACUACCCCAGCCCUUGCACCCUCCCUCUCCCACACGUGCACCGAACAGUUUUCCAUGGAGAAGACCACGACGACGGCGCCUAGGAAGAAAAGCAGGGGCGCGCAGACAUGGCCGGCGGCGGCCGUGGCUGCGCUGUUCUUGUUCUUUGCGGUAGCGGCCGCCGGUCCUGCGGCGGCGCUGCGAAGGGUCCUGGUGGACACGGACAUGGACACCGACGACGUGCUCGCGCUGCUGUACAUCCUCAAGCACAACCGGUCCGAGUUCGACGUCAAGGCCAUUACCAUCAACGCGAACGAGUGGAGCGACGCCGGGCACGCCGUCAACCAUCUCUACGACAUCCUCUACAUGAUGGGCCGCGAUGACAUCCCGGUCGGCGUCGGCGGCGACGGCGGGAUAUCGGACACCGGCGACGUACACCACAAUGUCGGCGGCUACCUGCCAUUGAUCGACCAGGGCAUGUCGACGGCCGGCGGCUGCCGGUACCGGCAGGCCAUCCCCCCGGGGCGCGGCGGGCGGCUGGACAUCGACACGAACUCGGGGCUCAGGAGGGGCUUCCUCCCGCAGGGGAGCCGGGGGUACAGGCCGCUCCGGCAGCCCACGGCGCAGCAGGUGAUGGCGGACGCGCUCUCCGCCGGCCCGACCACGGUGCUCCUCCUGGGCGCGCACACGAACCUCGCCGUCCUCCUCAUGACGCGCCCCAACCUGAAGCGGAACGUGGAGCACGUCUACGUCUCCGGCGGCGCCGUGAGGACAGAGGGCAACCUGUUCACUGCCCAGGACACCAACCCGUUCGCCGAGUUCAACAUAUUCGGCGACCCCUUCGCCGCCUACCAGGUGCUUCACUCCGGCAUUCCCAUCACGAUGGUCCCUCUCGACGCGACGAACACGAUCCCGGUGACGGAGGAGUUCUUCUCCGAGUUCCGGCGGCAUCAGAGCACGUACGAGGCGCAGUACUGCUUCCAGUCGCUAGACAAGGUCCUGGCGCGGCUGAGGAGACGGUCCGGCGGCGAUGGCAACACGGGCUACUACAUGUGGGACUCCUUCGCUGCCGGUGUGGCUCUCUCCAGCAUGCGCCAUGGCGAGACAGACGGCCGGAAUGAAUUUGCCGAGUUUGAAUACAUAAAUAUCACGGUGGUAACCUCCAACAAACCUUACGGUGUGCGUGACGGCUCGAACCCGUUUUUCGAUGGCCGUGCAGCUCCCAAGUUUGGUCUGCGGGAGGGUGGAGUUCACAGUGGUCAUGUUCAGAGUGGUAUCAGAGAUGUGUUCUGCCUGGUGCCGGGAAGCAACAGAGGAAGAUGUGAGGAUGGAUACACUAAGGAAGUGUCUGGUCCAGAAGCAGUCCGGGUACGGGUCGCGACGAGUGCGAAGCUUAACGUGGAUAAAAGAAGCUCACUAGAUAGGGAAUUUUUCAAGAGCUUCCUAGAGGUUCUAAAUCUGCCUGAAAACACUGGCCGUUUCAACGUAAGUACACAGUUUCCAUACUACAGAGAAGUUCUCUACAAGCCGGAUUUCAGAAAUGUAAGACGGGGGUUGCCAGUCAUUUUUGACAUGGACAUGAGCCCUGGAGAUUUUGUUUCCCUCAUAUACCUCCUGAAGGAACCAAGAGAAGUACUAGAUCUAAAGGCUGUUUUGGUCAGUGGCAAUGGCUGGGCUAAUAUCGCGAGCAUUGAUAUCGUUUACGACAUUCUACAUAUGAUGGGCCGCGACGACAUUCCAGUCGGUCUUGGCAAUACUACUGCAUUUGGAACUCUAACCCUUGGUUGCAACAAUUCUUAUGCUAUCCCGCAUGGCAGUGGUGGAUUUGUUGAUUCAGACACUCUGUAUGGACUGGCCCGGUCAUUGCCAAGAAGUCCUAGAAGAUAUACUUCUGAAAGUUCAGAUCAUCUGGAACGCCGGCAGCCACUUGUUUUUGAAGUUUGGCAGUCUGUCAGGAAGCAACUUGGUCCAGGUGAGAAGAUUACUGUUCUUACCAAUGGACCACUCACCAAUUUGGCCAACAUUUCACUAUCUGACAUGGAUGCAAGCUCUGUGAUAGAGAGAGUUUAUGUCGUCGGCGGAUUUAUCAGAGAUAGAGGUGAUGAGAAGGGAAAUGUUUUCACUGUUCCAUCGAACAAAUAUGCAGAGUUCAACAUGUUUCUUGAUCCCCUGGCUGCAAAAACAGUUCUGGAAUCCAGUCUGAAUAUCACACUCAUUCCUCUUUCUGCGCAACGAAAGGUUGCCUCAUUUGAGGGUUUCCUUGGAGCUUUGGAGCAAUGCGCCCAGCAUACUCCCGAAUCAAGGUUUGUCCAUGGUUUGCUCUCGUUGCUGCAGGAACUUCAGAGGAAAGAGAAAUUGUAUCACCAUAUGGAUAUAUUUCUGGGAGAAGUUCUUGGUGCAGUUUACAUGGUCCAAGGAAUUGACUUGGAACCCUCAGUGAAAGUGAAGCCAAUAAGCAUUGUUGCAAACACAACCAAGAGCACAGAUGGGCAAAUUGUGGUCAGCAGGAAGAGCGCAAAGCUAUUAAAUAUAUUAAGCAAUUUGAACAGUGGAAUAUAUUACAAAAGAUUGGCAAAUUCUUUAGCAAACAAGAAGCAAUCUGCCGUUGUUGGGAGCUUCGAAGAACAAAAGGCAAUUUGGAGCAGGCCGCCAAAAUAAUUCGGGGCCUGCCGGCCUAGACAUAACAAAGUAUAGGAUUUUUUUUGGGGUAGCAAUGCUGCUGGAAAAAGAUUAAUGAUUAGACACCAAAGGUCAAAAGAGAGUACAUCAUAGUUCAUCAUCUUAGCUUACAAAAGUAGGAAGAGAUACUCAAAAGUUACAAUUGUAUGAAAGGGCAUUAAUACAGUGAAAUUUAAUUUCUCCAGAUCUGUUUCACUUA
This is a messenger RNA of Phragmites australis (common reed), 2950 nucleotides long. Its product is annotated as nucleoside hydrolase 3-like. The record is from RefSeq and is a predicted model, not a curated record. NCBI's taxonomy places the organism in Eukaryota, Viridiplantae, Streptophyta, Magnoliopsida, Poales, Poaceae. Gene Ontology annotation, molecular function: hydrolase activity, hydrolyzing N-glycosyl compounds. The transcript is spliced from 11 exons. Bases 43 to 2730 code for a protein of 895 amino acids.